GUGAUUGCAAUAUGAUCCCGAUUGCGAAGCCCGAGCUCAAGAUACUAGAUAAGAAUAAAUUACAUAUAUCGCGAAGGCCAGGAUGCAUCACGUGGCUGUUGCUCUGUCUGUCUGCGAUAAUCUUCAUCGGAAUAUUUAGCCGCUUGACAAGCAAUGUGUACCUACUGAUUAUCUUGCUUCUGGGCGAGAUCAUGUUCGGAUUGGAUAGUUUUGGAGAAUGGGAGGACCUGAUUUUGUACAAGGACGAAAACAAAGCCGUUGUCGAGAAAUCCGUUUGGAGCGAUAAACUGUGCUCGGGUAGCUCGGGUCAACUCUCUUUCAUGAAACUUACCGACAUCCGGCACAUUGGAGUCUCUACCAAGAUGGGUCUCUUUAUUCUGCACAGAAACGGGAAGAUAAUCACUCUCAGUAUGAAAGGCUUAACGAGAAAGGAGAUACAAGAUUUGAGAAAAGAAAUCAACCAUUUUUUAAACAUGAGCCGGCUCAAACAUCUCGAUCAUUCUCUAGUCGAUCCUUCAAAUCGAUUAUUACUUCCUUCCGGUUCCGAGGAAUACUUACAAAACUUGUCAAGAACAUGUCUACCUGUGUCCAAUGAGUUUACUGUCUCGGACAAUGUUUUGGGAAGUACAUUGGGCAGAACGUGUUACCAGGUGCAGCAGAAUUUGAGCUACCCAAGUUUAAUGCAUGGAACGCAACUUAACAGCUAUCAAUUGUCAAACUUAAAAAAAAGUCCUUAUACGGAAAACUCGACGCGUUUCAAUUAUGUCAAGUAUAUUAGAAACAUUUGCACCAUUCCCUCACCUCGCAAUUUGUACAAGUUCCAUAAAGAAUGUAAUUAAUCAAGUAUCAUUCGUUUACGUUGUACAUGUUCUUGAGAGAUUACUCACAUUGUAUCUCAUUCGUGAUUCAAGACAAACUUGUGCGUAACAAAGCAAGAUUUUAUUCAUU
Messenger RNA from Mycetomoellerius zeteki, 948 nucleotides. RefSeq lists its product as uncharacterized. The transcript is spliced from 2 exons. NCBI's taxonomy places the organism in Eukaryota, Metazoa, Arthropoda, Insecta, Hymenoptera, Formicidae. The coding region runs from base 12 to 839 and encodes 275 amino acids. The record is from RefSeq and is a predicted model, not a curated record.